CAUUUUUACCUUACUCCCUUUCCCAUUUAAAAUAUUUACCCCCAACUCUCUUCUUCUUUCCAAAACUCCACACCAGCCCUCUACCAACUCUCUGCAUUCCCCUGCGACAACACCCUCCCCUCUUUCUCACUGUGACAACACCGGCCAACACUCCUUGCGACAACACCCUCCGCGACAACACCGGCCAACACUCCUUCCGUCUCACCCUCCCCUCGUCUCACUCUCCCCUUUUGUGUGUGUUUCGAACAGAGAGCUACAGUGCUAGGGCGAAAGGAGGUCAUCCAUGGACACCAUUUGCAACCCUCUUCAAUGGAGUUGAGCUACAGAUUGUCCACAGACUCCCCCCCAAUCUGGAGAAGUUAAUUCUUACAGAUUAUGACUACACCAACAUGUCGAACAAAAGACUUGAAUUUGCUAUUGAAUUUUGGCGCUUGAAGAAGGCUGAAGCAUAGAGUGUUGGAGAAAUGUAUCGAUUUUGAACUUCUGAUAUUUUUAAUGUGUAUUUUUUUACAAACAUUACAUAUUACAGUUGGGGAAAUGUGUCAA
Molecule: messenger RNA, 546 nt
Organism: Cuscuta epithymum
Lineage: Eukaryota; Viridiplantae; Streptophyta; Magnoliopsida; Solanales; Convolvulaceae
Source: the annotation of a GenBank genome assembly